Messenger RNA from Chenopodium quinoa (quinoa), 3899 nucleotides. RefSeq lists its product as uncharacterized. Lineage: Eukaryota; Viridiplantae; Streptophyta; Magnoliopsida; Caryophyllales; Amaranthaceae. The transcript is spliced from 9 exons. The record is from RefSeq and is a predicted model, not a curated record. The coding region runs from base 237 to 1019 and encodes 260 amino acids.
AGACUUUGAUUAGUACUUUACUCUUGUGGGUUGUGGGUUGUGGCUUUGAUUAGUCAUUCCCCAUCAGACGAUUAUCCAACUUUUCGUAUUCACCAUCUCACUUUAACUGUUGUUUGAAUUUCACAAUUCAAACACUGUUCAAAAAUUCACGAAAAUUGAUUUAAUCUUUGUAUGAAUCUCAUAAUUUUUGCGGAAAGACGAAUGAUUCUCACUGCAACUCCAAACUCUUUGAAACUAUGAAAUCAACGUUACGACCCUGUAGCAUCGUUGUUGUUGCCGGCAAUGUCAAGAAAUCUCAAUCCACUAAGGAUUCUGAACCUCCUCCAAGGAUCACAACAAAUGUUAAACAAAAUUUGCAAUUUUUGAAGUUAUGGAAGGAGUUCAAGAGUAAACAAUCCAGCACACCUAAGCCAGCUACUAGCUAUCCUCGAAAAAAGGUGGAGAAGGAAGACCUUCCCCCAGAUACAGAACUCUAUAAGGAUCCAACCUUGGCACUCUAUUAUACAAAUCAGAUUGUUGACUGUGCUGCCCCUGUCUUGCUUGUUGAUGGUUAUAAUGUUUGUGGCUAUUGGGUGAAGUUGAAGAAGCAUUUCAGUAGUGGACGACUCGAUAUAGCCCGGCAAAAGUUAAUUGAUGAACUUGUCCAGUUCAGCUUGGUAAGAGAAGUAAAGGUGGUGACUGUAUUUGAUGCUAUGAAGUCUGGACUACCUACUCACAAGGAAACUCUUGCCGGGGUGGACAUAGUUUUCUCUGGGGAUUCUUGUGCUGAUUCAUGGAUAGAAAAGGAGGUUGUGGCGUUAAAGGAGGAUGGUUGUCCAAAGGUUUGGGUAGUGACAUCUGAUCAUGCCCAACAACAUGCAGCUCAUGGAGCGAUAAAGGCUUCAAAGGAGAUGGAGAGAAUGCUUCAAGAGCAGAGAUCGACUUCCAUGCAAGGGAAAUUGCUGAAACACAAUUUGGAUACAGAAGUUGUAGAUGCUUUGAAGGAUCUUAAGCUGAAGUUGUCCCAAAAUGGGUCAUAACAGCGUGAGAUUAUAGUUGGUGUUGCUGUAAGUGUUUUCUUUGGUGUAUGCUUUAAUUUUUGUAAAUUGUUUGCAAGGAUGAUAUAAAAAUCUUAACAGUUCUUCCAUUACAUGUACAAAGUCAUAAACAAAACAAUAUGAUAGGUAUAUGAGGAGUUGAGUACCGAUGAAUUUGAUUUAAACACAACCCUUGAGGCACCACUUUGCUCUCUCCCACAUCAUUUGAUGUAUCUUAUAAACUAAGUUCAAGUAAUAUCAUUAACCAAUAAGUGAUUUAUUAUCAUUAAUCAAGGUCUAAUCAGUCCUUAGCUGGGUUGAUCUGGUCCGAUAGUUUGUAAAUAUAAGGUGAAAUUCAGGGGUAAUAAGGUGUAUUAAGUUGAUUUCAGAUUACUUUCGUUGAACAGAAUGCUUGAUAAUGAUUUCAUCUCAAAUCAAAUUUAGUCACUAGAUUGUCUUGGUGGACACUUUUCUACCCUUUCAUGUAAAUGAUUAUAAAGGUAAUGGAGAUGAGAAAAAAAAAAACAAUUAGAGUUGUACUGCAGGCAGUCGUUACUCAUAUCAGAAUAGUAUUUUGCUUUUUUUUUUUUUUUUUUUUUUUUUUAUGCCGAAAAAUUUCUUGAAAUUAGAUACUGCCACUAUCUUUCAGGCGCUUCCAUCCCCCCCCCCACCCCCCGCGAUUAUCUCCUUCUGUCUACCAUCUCCAGCUCCCAACCAAAACCACCAGAAAUACCCUCGUUUAUCCUACCUGUGUUGGCCGCAGCAGGCGAUUGAUUGAAUGAGAGAAAGGAAGGUUUAAAUGGGGUGGUGAUGCCUUAGGUUUUUGCGGUAUUUCUUUGGUAGACUAGCUUCCAAUCUAAAUUAUGCUCCCUCCAUCCCCAAUUAAACAUUUCAUUUGUCUUUACACACAUUUUAGGAAGGUAUAAAAUGAUAACAUAGAUGGAUUUAGUUGAUUAAAGGUAAAAAAAAAAAAAUUAAUUUAAAAAAAAAAAAAAAAAAAAAAAACGUAAUGGGGUUUGGUAGAUUAAAGUUGUGUAUAACAAGUAAGAUAGUGGGAUUAGUUGAUUAAAAGUGAACAAAGAAUGUAAUGGGCUCUAGUGACUAUUUAAACUUGGGUGGUUUUGUAGAUGGCUUGAUAGUGUUAGAGAAGACGCUAGAAAAAAAAAAUGGAUUCAGGCUUCGAGAGCCGUGAUGGAAGAGAGUUGGCCGCAGUUAAUUCUGACAUAAUUAUUGUACACAUUCAGGGGCAGUUUGGUUCGCAUGGGGUACUCGAAAUGGAAUGAAUAAAGGGAAAGGAAAGGAAUUUGUUAAGUUGUUUGUUUUGUAUAACAAAGGGAAACAAGCUACCACCACACCACCACCACACAAGACCUAUUAUCUACCUUCUCCAGCCACCAUACCACUCACCGCCCCUAUCCCACCACUCGCUGCCCCUCCCUCGCCAGUGCCAGAGCUCCUCCAUCCUAGGCCAAAAAUCCCCUCCCCCGAAAAACUCCCCACUCCAGCAAAAACCCCAAAAACUCACCACCCCCUUCCCCAUACAGCCGGGCGAGGGUGGGAGGAGGGCCGACUGGCUGUUUUAUGGGGAAGGGGGUGAAUUUUUUGGGUUUUUGCGGGAGUGGGGAGUUUUUCGGGGGAGGGAAUUUUCGGCGAGGGACGGGGGGAGCUUUUGGUACAAAAAAUAGGCCUAAAUUCAAGUUGGUUCCAAUAUAUUUGUUUUUGGUACAAAAAAUGUGCUUAUUUGGUACUAUGAUAGUGUGAUAUCCCUUAUGAUUUUUGUAAAUGUGCUUAUUUCCAUGUAAGUUUUGUAAAUGAUAUUGUAUUGGCGGAGGAGACUGUAAUUGGGUUAAACAAAAGCCUAAGAAAGCAAAAUUAGAGUUAAACAAAAGCUUAAGCAAGCAUUUGAAAUAAUAAAAGGAAAACUUGUUUAAAAGGGACAUAUAUGUUCACUUAUUUGUUUGGAAAAACCUUAUAAAAUUAACGGUUUUUUACCAAAUGCCCCCAAAUUAUUUUUUAUUCACCAUAUACCCAUGAAAAAUUUUAAAUUCACCAUAUACUUAUAAACUUAAUAAAAAUGUCACCAAAUGCUCAAUUGACUAACGGACGUUAAAUCUAUUAGUCAUUAGUGUUAAGUAUGCCAAGUGGCAUAAUUUAUUGGUUGGAUUUUAAAUAAAUUAAAGUUUAAAAUAAUUAUUUGAUUAAUAAUAAAAAAAAUCCAACCCUCCAUAGCCACCCCUAGCCACCAACCACCACCUGCGCUGACGACCCAACCCCAACCACCACUCGUGCCGAUGACGACCCAACCCAACCACACCGCACUAGCAACCCAACCUAGGCGUCGUUUCCUUCCCUUGAACCACCCUUCCCUCAACCUCAACCUCAAAACCCCAUUUUCUCCCUUGAAAAAUCCUCCCCUCCCCACCGUCGACUUCCACACCCACCUCCUUGUGCCGCUGAACCCAAAUCGCCCCUCCUCAUGCCAUCUCAACCCUCUCAAACACUAUGCCAAACCCGAAAGAAAAAAACCCAAAAUUCAAACCUAGGGUUUUAAUUUUGGGAUUUAGGAUUUUGAGGUGGUGUUUUCAACCAAAUUGGGCAGCAACGAUGUGGGAGGAGGGAAUCAGUUUUGUCGGUGAAGGGUUUCGAGGUGGUGGCUAGUUUUAAACGAAGGUAUAAAAGUGGGGAAAGGUUUUACAGUUUAAGGGGUUGUGGUUUAAUUUUAUACGGUUUAAGGAGAAAGGCUUGGGGGAAUGGGUGGUGCCGACGUCAGCGCGAUGGGGAAGGGGAUCUACCGCCAGCGGCGAGGAGGGUGGCGGUGGUGGGGAGGUGGCCUAGCGUAACAAAAGGUGGUUGGAGGUGGUUUACUUUUUUUCUUUUUUUUUU